AUGGCAGAUCUCUACACCUCUCUCCAGGUCUCUCCUAGGAAGAAGCGUUGCCUAUCCGACUCUUCCGACGACAACACGGCGACUCCCAAGAAACUCAGGAUCUCCCCGCCUACACCACCCGCGACUCGGUCGCGUAAAGGCGGGAAGACUGAGGCGAAGCCGCUGCCCGACCACCUCUCGCGCCUCUAUACCAUCCAGAAUAGCCUACUGCACGCGCUCUCCCAUGCCCUAGCCACUUGCGCCGUUUCCCCCUCUUCGGACACCGGCGUUGUCCGCAACGUCUUGAAUCACUUCUCGCUCAACACGUACACGGGCAUGACCACCCGGUUCAAUGUGGACGACCUCAAGCGGCUCUGCUGGCUAUGGGAGUGGGAUAUGAAGAAGGCGCCGAAGGAAGACGACGAGGAUGAGAAUCCCUUCUUGGAGUCGUCUUCCCCCUCGGCCUCGCCCUCUAAGGCCAAGGACUGGACUCGAGGCGCGAUGGGUAUUGUCGUGAGCCCUGCCACUCACAGGGUGGAUGGCAAACGCGUUCCCGCAUAUGGUGUAGGGAUCGAAGUCGAGAUGGACAUCGACAAGGAUAUGGGUGGCGGAAUGGCUGCGGUGGCGCGUUGGACGAGCGCCGCCGAAAGCAGGCGGAAGGAAUUUCGCCAAAAGCUCGACCGCUGGGUCGAGCUUCACGACGGCCAAGUCCCCAUACCCAAGGUGCCCGUAGCGGAUCUCCCUUCGCUGGACACCACCUCCAAGAUGUCGAACCUCACUAAGUUACUGGCUUCAGCUUCGCCCAAGUCGGGCAAGUUCCCGCAGCCCGAGCCUCCUUCCUCCCCAACGUCACCUUCCAAGUCUCCCUCCAAACGAGCGAUGCGCGACUUCGCUAUACCUUUCCCUAUUUCUCCGAUGAAGACCCCGACUGCGAACCGCACGAUGACUUUCCCCUCUAUCUCACCUACUAAGUCCAAGAAUACCAUCACCUUCCCGAGCUCUCCUACGAAAGCCCGGAAUACGAUAACGUUCCCCAACUCACCCACGAAGGGCUCCUCUAUGCCCCAAACCCCGCGACACCGACACCCUAUUGGCGAAGACGCCAUCCUCACGCCUGCGAGAACCCCUAGGUCCUCUGUGUCGUCUUUCGACGACGCGUUGGAACCGUCGAGACCGUCUACGCCUACGCGUCAGCGCGGUGCUGAUGCAUCGACGGUUCCGCAGACACCAACUACCGCACGCCGACAGGCACUUUACGACCGGAUUCGUCAGAAAUCCGUUACGAGCACACCUACGAAAACCCCGAUGAAAGAAGUCCCAGGAAGCAAGAUGUCGCGCGACCUCAUGCUCAAGAUGGGCCAGGAAGAGAUGCGCCGACGCUGCCUCCUUGGUCGGCUUAGUGGCGUUGCGCAGAGCGUGUGGAUGUUCUUCUCCACGCCUGCUGCGAGCAGCAGCAACGCGACGCCGACCGCGCGCAAGCGCCGGACGCGGCCGACCUCCGAAGUCGCGCAGGCGGUGAUCAAGUCCUCCCCCGUGCCGAUCUCCCUCGCCGAAGCGAAUGAGUCGUUGGAGAUGCUCACGAGCCUGUGCCCGUUCUUCCUGAAGCCGCUGAACAUCGCGGGCGAGGAAUGGCUCGAGAUGCCCGCUACGGUGUCGUCGGGGAACAGCAGUACGCCCGCCGGGUUCGCCCCCGCUGCGGUCGACGCCAGUCCCUCGAAGCGUCCUCGGGUCCCGCCGAGUCCGGGGAAGGUCGACAGCGCGACGGAGCUUGUCACGCGCAGCCCGAAGAGGGUGAAGAUGGAGACCGGCGGGCUGCGUGAGGUGCGCGAGAUCAUUCGUCGCGAGCUCGAACUUCAGGACUAG
Schizophyllum commune H4-8 is the source of this 1842-nucleotide messenger RNA. RefSeq lists its product as uncharacterized. The transcript has 4 exons. The coding region runs from base 1 to 1842 and encodes 613 amino acids. Lineage: Eukaryota; Fungi; Basidiomycota; Agaricomycetes; Agaricales; Schizophyllaceae. The record is from RefSeq and is a predicted model, not a curated record.